Mirounga angustirostris (Northern elephant seal) is the source of this 6116-nucleotide messenger RNA. RefSeq names its product neuropilin and tolloid like 2 (gene NETO2). Lineage: Eukaryota; Metazoa; Chordata; Mammalia; Carnivora; Phocidae. Gene Ontology annotation, cellular component: postsynaptic density. Bases 406 to 1983 code for a protein of 525 amino acids. Gene Ontology annotation, molecular function: ionotropic glutamate receptor binding. The record is from RefSeq and is a predicted model, not a curated record. The transcript has 9 exons.
CCGGCACGCGGCGCUCGCGCUCCCUGCUUAAAUGAGCCUGGGCGGCCCGCGCCCGCCACUUCAGAGGGGCUCGCGCCGCGGCCGCAGGAGGAGCGGCCCGUGCGGGUGUCGUCCCUCGCGCCAGCGCGCCUCGGCUCCGGGGCGGUCGAUGGGACGGAGCGCCGCGGAGCAGGAGGCGGCGCCCGUCGGGGGGCUCGGGCAGCGCGGGAGCCCGCCGGGGGGCUCUGGCAUGGCGGGCUGCAGGACCUGAGCCCUGCCCCGCGGGGAGGCAGCCUGGUGGCCGGCGAUGGGGACCGAGCGGGACUGCCGCCGCGCCGGGCCGUGAGCGCCGCGCCGCCGCCGCCGCCGCCGCCGCCGCCUCGCCGCCGCCUCGGCCCCUCGCGAAGCGCCGGGCCGCUGGGGAACAUGGCCCUGGAGCAGCUCUGCGCGGUCCUCAAAGUGUUGUUAAUAACAAUACUUGUAGUCGAAGGGAUUGCUGUGGCCCAAAAGACCCAAGAUGGACAAAAUGUUGGAAUCAAGCAUAUUCCUGCAACCCAGUGUGGCAUUUGGGUUCGAACCAGCAAUGGAGGUCAUUUUGCUUCACCAAAUUAUCCUGACUCCUAUCCACCAAACAAGGAGUGUAUCUACAUUUUGGAAGCUGCUCCACGUCAAAGAAUAGAGCUGACCUUUGAUGAACAUUAUUAUAUAGAACCAUCAUUUGAAUGUCGGUUUGACCACUUGGAGGUUCGAGAUGGGCCAUUUGGUUUCUCUCCACUUAUAGAUCGUUACUGUGGUGUGAAAAGUCCUCCACUCAUUAGAUCAACAGGGAGAUUCAUGUGGAUUAAGUUUAGUUCUGAUGAAGAACUUGAAGGACUUGGAUUUCGAGCAAAAUACUCAUUUAUUCCAGAUCCAGACUUUACUUACCUAGGAGGUAUUUUAAAUCCCAUCCCAGAUUGCCAGUUUGAGCUCUCGGGAGCUGAUGGAAUAGUGCGUUCUAGUCAGGUAGAACAAGAAGAAAAAACAAAACCUGGCCAAGCAGUUGAUUGCAUAUGGACAAUUAAGGCUACUCCAAAAGCCAAGAUUUAUUUGAGGUUCCUAGAUUAUCAAAUGGAGCACUCAAAUGAAUGCAAGAGAAACUUCGUUGCAGUUUAUGAUGGAAGCAGUUCUAUUGAAAAUCUGAAGGCCAAGUUUUGCAGCACUGUGGCCAAUGAUGUGAUGCUGAAAACAGGAGUUGGAGUGAUCCGAAUGUGGGCAGAUGAAGGUAGUCGGCUAAGCAGAUUCAGAAUGCUCUUUACUUCCUUUGUGGAGCCUCCCUGCACAGGUAGCACUUUCUUCUGCCACAGCAACAUGUGCAUCAACAAUUCUUUAGUCUGUAACGGUGUUCAGAACUGUGCAUACCCUUGGGACGAAAAUCACUGUAAAGAAAAGAAAAAAGCAGGACUAUUUGAACAAGUCACUAAAACCCAUGGAACAAUUAUUGGCAUCACAUCAGGGAUUGUCUUGGUCCUUCUCAUUAUUUCUAUUUUAGUACAAGUGAAACAGCCUCGAAAAAAGGUCAUGGCUUGCAAAACUGCGUUUAAUAAAACUGGAUUUCAGGAAGUGUUUGAUCCUCCUCAUUAUGAACUGUUUUCCCUACGGGACAAAGAGAUUUCUGCAGACCUAGCUGACUUGUCAGAAGAACUGGACAACUACCAGAAGAUGCGGCACUCCUCCACUGCCUCCCGGUGCAUUCAUGACCAUCACUGUGGGUCGCAAGCACCCAGUGUCAAACAGAGCAGGACCAACCUGAGUUCCAUGGAACUGCCUUUCCGAAAUGAUUUUGCACAACCACAGCCAAUGAAAACAUUUAACAGCACUUUCAAAAAGAGUAGCUACACUUUCAAACAGGCACAUGAGUGCCCUGAACAGGCCCUAGAAGACAGAGUAAUGGAGGAGAUUCCUUGUGAAAUUUAUGUCAGAGGGCGAGAAGAUUCUGCACAAGCGUCCAUAUCCAUCGAUUUUUAACCUUCUACUAAGGGGACAUUAAUUAUUAAGUGUGUGUGUAUGCCGCCUACAGAGCACCCAUGCUCUUCAGCAGCCAGCCCUUUUCUCCUAUCAAAACUAGCAAGACCUUCGUUCCCACCAACCUACUGUAGCAGUGAAGCUUUUCUUGUCUCAGGCAGUCUAUGUGUUAAACCAACCAAGGGACCUCCUCCGGUCCAUGAACAAAAUAACAGUCACUAUUGCUUGGUGUCACACACACAAAGUACCAGCGAAAUAGCAUUUGAAGAGGGGGGUGGUGGUGCUGAGCCAGGCUCAGGCUGCCUGUUAGGCUUAGCAACAGGAAUACUGCUCUGGAUUGAUACAGCUUGUCAACAUUUUGAUCCCACAAUAAGUUUAAAAAUAAGAUUUGUCUCUACAUUCCUUUUGGGUUUUUUUCCCUCUAAAUUUAAUUUGUUUUAUAAGUCCGUGAUUUUACCAUUUUGGUUUCUUACAUAAACAUAAAUGGUCAACGUACCACACAUACUUCAAUACAGGCAUUUGUUCUAGAAUUUGUCAAAAUAUAACUCGUUACUGUGCUAAGUGCCAGUGAAGACCCAGAGUUCUGUUUCACCCAUCUGUUUCUUCUUGACUAAUUUCUAUACUGCUGCCUUUUAAUUACUGAAUCCUUAGUCCUUAUUUUUUGUGAAUAGUAGAUGAUAUGAUUUAUCAUCUUUAAGUCCUAUUUUGUCUUAUACUAGAAGAUUUCAUAAUCCUAGGAUGUACGCACCCUUGCCAGUUAUGACUAAAAACUUGAAAGAGAUUAAAACUUCUGGAAAUCCUUUCAAAUUUCCCAAAUUUGGUCACAUGCGGUGGUGGCCCAUUCAUUCCUGUGUGCAGUCAUUUCAUUCAUCUUGGGGGAGGCUGGUAAUUAUGUUUCUUUGCAGCAUUUCUCAUCACCAGAUUUGUGUUUCCUGUUGUUUUUAUAAGAUGAUUUUGCUCCCUUUGUAUUGGUUUAUGUUAUGGCAUAUGGUAGCCAAGGUUGUAUGAGCGUUAAAGGAAAAUUCCUAAGAAACUGUAAGAGCCCUCAAAUUGCUUCUUACUUGGGACAAUACAUUUUUCUAGUUCUUACCAAGAAUAACAACUUCCACUUUUUUUUAAACUGCACUUUUGACCUUAUGUUUUUUUUUAUGGUAUAUAAACAAUAAUUUAUAAACAUGAUAUAAAAACUCAUUGUGUUUUUUUAGACUUUUGAUAUUAUUUGAUACUGUACAAACUUUAUUAAAUCAAGAUUAAAGACCUACAUGAGCGAUUUCUUUCAGUGUUCAUAUUAGUGGCUUUAUGUACAAAUAUGCUGUGAUGGAACGACACGUUAUAACUUACUGUAAAGACCUUAGUAAUGUGUACGUAAGCAUUUGUUUCCUUUUGUUAUUGCAUUUAGUUUAUGAUGAAAUUUUCACUGUGUGUUAUUUAUUGUUCUAAAUCACUACACAAAUCUUACAUUAAAAUUAAAUGCAUUGUUACAUGAUUCUUCAAUCAUGUUAUUGCCCUGAGAUUUUGGAUCUUAGGUAUAUAUGGAAAGGAAUCCAUUUAUCAAAUUAUAACUAACACAGACAUGCCAUUUUAAAGAGAGAAAUUCUCAUUUUGAUAUUUUUUGUAGCAAAUUCUCAAUGAAAUGAGAAAUUAAAGGUUCACUGAAUUUCAUUGGUUUUUUAAGAUAUCACAUGUAUGGGUUUUCUCAGAUUAGUGAAAACUGGGACCUUUAAAUAUGAUACAUAUAAAAUACCCCUUCAAAAUGUUUCUUAUAGCACAUUUUUUUAUUUUUUAAAAGUAUAUAAUAUCCAGGAGAUAGGAAAACCUAUAGAUAGUAUAUUCAUGAUUUAGCAUUUUUUAAAGUCAGCAUAAUUUCCUGUUUUAAAGAUAAAAUUUGGGAAAGUAGAAAGACUUAAUGAAUGUAGUAUUCAUUGAACUAAUGAGCCAGAGCCAGAUUAGAUAGAAAUCCUUUUAGUAGCUACGUUGAAUAGGCAUUCUAGUAGUUAGUAGCCAGCCAACAUUUGAACAGCAUAGUAAAUAUUUAAUAUAACUGUGAUCUCAUUCUUCAUGAUCAUGAAGGAAAACUAGCAAUUUUCUAUGUAAAACUAUAUCCAUUAUAAAAACAGCUGUUAAGUCCAUCAUUAACACCUACAUUAUAGUAGAAACUAAUACAGUAUGCUUAACUACAUUAAUUCUAGUCACUUGUAACUAUAUUUUUGAAAGUUGUAUCCUACUUUCUUUUAAAAGGACAUGAAGAGGCCUACAAAAUAGAGCCUUUAAAGAAGACAUUUAACAUUAAAACAGCACAGAACUACAUAGCUUCAGGCAACCCCACUUAGCAAGUAAAGCUUGGACAACAAUUUUGGUUCUAAACUUUCUGGCUGCUGAAACAAAUGAAAUAGUUUUUGUUUUUCACAGUAGAGAACCCAAACUGCAGAGGCUAGUUUUCUCUUCAACUAAAGAAAGAGGAUCUGUAUAUAGAACAACAUUUCCUCAGAACUUAAAUAAGAUGCAAAAUGCAGAGAGAAGUCAGAAUGGUAAAUCUUUAUCUAGUGAAGGCACAUCUUAAUACAGUCGGAUCAUCGGUUUUUCAUCAGUCUGUCUGCAGGGGUAGAACUGAAGAGCCAGAUGAUCGGUAUUAGCUAAGCCAGCCUUAAACUGCCCUAUCUUGUAUGCCUUCAUCGAAGUAUAGAUGGCUAUUAGGCCUUGUUUAAACAUUUUUUAGUCAAACAUUUAUUUGGCAGUACACUAUAGGAAAAGAAGAGAAUGGAACUAUUUUUUAGGCAUUAUUACCAGCGUAACACUAAUUGCUGUAUUAUAUAGUCUUCAUCUUUGAGGUUAGUAAGAAAACUUCACAAAUUGUUUACUGAAGUAAAAGCCAUAAAUUUUAGUAAUGAAAGAUGAACUUUAGCCAUCUUGUGGAAGUUAUUACACCCUUCACAGAAAAGACAGAAGCCAGUUGUUAAAAUACAGUGGAAAAUGCAAAGCUGGAGGGGAAAGUAUCUUCAAUUCAGGAGCGGCACUUAAGGACACCUCUACAAUGUUGUUACCUUUCACCUGAGAACCUGAGUUUAGCACAAGAUAUCAACACUCAAGUGCCCGCAAAUUGCAGGAAAUCUAUGAAUCCUAACAUCUAAAGUACUUACGGAUAAAGUGUGAUGUAUCUUUUGUGGAGGGAAAUGUUCAACCUAAAGGUUUAACAAAAAGCAAAAGAUUUUCAACCUUUCACAUCACAAAAGAGAUUAAAAAGGCUCCUUUGACUUGUUAACAGCUUUUGUGUCUGUCCUUGUCAUGUUUCAUGUAAUUACUAAGCAUUAAAAGAACCUCCUAAAUGCUUCUAAAUAUUUUUAUAGUUCUGUUUUCUGAUAAGCAGGAUGCUUUCUGGUUUCAGGAGUGUGUCAGGUGAUGAGACAGGACAGGGAAAAAGCCUAGUUGUGAUUCCAGGAGUGAUUCUCAAAGGGGAUUUAUGCCCUCUUACAAAAUGGUGUCUGCUAAAUUGUUCAUGAAGGGACCUUGAGUUUUGGGUUUUUUGUUUUUUUUUAAGAUGAUCUGUUCAACUUCAUUAAUGAGAAUUCUGAGGUCCAGAGAAGAGGAGUACCCACAUCUCAGAACUAGUCCCAUGCUCUUGCCUUGCCUUUGCUGUUUUUCCCCUGCUUUAGCUAGCUGGAAGUUUUAAAGGUCAAGCAGUUCUAAACGGCAGCCCAGAUGUUCCAUGUAAGCUUGUCAGUCAUUCUGAUUUAAAAUGUAUUUUAUUCUAUAAUAAUUUUUUUCAAAGCAUUUUACUUUUUUUUUAAAAUCGAUGUAACACUAUUCUAUAAUUUUGUUGCCAUGACUUCUUGGCAUCUGCAAACUGCAAGACAAUUACUGUGAAUUCUUAAUAAACAAUGUUAACAAUUUACAGGUUUGGCAUCAGAUAAAAAGAGCUUCAGUGUUUUGCAUUUGUGAUCUUUCUUAAAUCUAAAGGAAACAGUGUAUACUCUAGAAAUUAAAGAUUUGUGUGCUGUAUCUCUUGAGUUUGGAGAAUGAUUUGAGUUCUGAGCCAUGAUGACAAGUUGACCUCAGAUAUCUUUUUUAGGUCCCUGCAAAAUCAGUUUUCCAUGUUUUAUAUACCUCAACAAAUUAAAAUUCUGAAUUUGCUUUUUUUU